AUGAAGCUAUCAAAGCCUCUUUAUAGGCUGAUACUUCUGUUAUAUCUCGUAAUCACGUCUCAUGCUUUAUCAAGUCGAGAAAGAUUAACAACUAUAUCCACUACGGCUUGGACAAAAGAUUAUACAACAACACAAUCCUUGAUAUCCCAUUGGAAAGGUGAUUAUAACGGUUCAAUAGGUAUCCAUUAUGUCACAUACUACUUAAUAUUCACACCUACUUUAAAGAAUGAUUUUUUCUUCCAAAGUUCAGAUGAUUCUACUUCAAAUACUUCUAAGGGAGGUAUCCAUUAUACUAAAACUACAAAGUAUCAACCUUGGACAGGAUCACGCAUCACCACAGUAACCAAGUUUCUAGAUAGUUAUUCUUCUAACAAUAAGGUUUAUAUUUUGACCUCAUAUAUUGUAAAUGUUCCCACAACCAAGAAGACAGGAACUUCAUUUACACAUGGAGGUGUAUCAGGAACAACUACACUUACCACAUCCGUAUCUUCAUAUAUAGGGGACAACAAAAUAAUGACUUUUACAACUCUAUUUGUUCUAGCAACCCCUCAUAGAGCACUCACUUCUACAACAACAAUCUACCAACAAGUUGGAGAGGAUCUAGCUCUAUAUACGGAAACUAAUUUAUUCACUGGAGAAAAUGGUUUAGAAUAUACUGAAUAUUUAGUUUAUUCUCUAAAGGUAAAACCAAACCUAAAACAAAAUAAAAUACAUGAAACAACUGUAACUACUACCUUAGAAUGGCCAGACGAUCCUCAAGACUCCAUCAAAAUAGAGAGAAGAGCUUUUGAUGAUACUUACAAAUUAAAUAAAAGAGAAUGGAACUGGAGCACAGUACCAACUGAUUUACCAAGCACUAUUAUAAUUCUUUCUACCGCCACAUUUGUAGUCUCAUAUACAGGAAGUAAUGCUGCAAGUUAUAUAGAGAAUACAGUUGUUGUUUACAGUAGAAGACAAACUACUACUACUAUUAGUAACACCUCUUAUUGGGUAGGUACUUAUACAACUACAACAAGAACCUUUGCUUAUUCUUAUAUAGGUUCAAACAAGAUAGUUACUACUGAAACUGUUUAUUGGGUGGACACACCUACCAGAACAAGCAUUUCAUCGUCCUAUACAUAUUGGACAGGUAGCAUUACAAGUACUAUAUCAACAAUUAUAACCACAUUUACUGGAAAAGACAACGAAGAAACAACAGAAACAAUAUAUAUCAUAGAAACUCCAACAAUAGCUAGUACAACUACAUCAUAUACAUACUGGACAGGAACAACAACAAAAACAGAAUCAACAAUAAUAAAAACCAUAACAGGAACUGAUGGUAACGAGACUACUGAAACUAUCUACAUUGUUGAAACUCCAAGUACUGGUUUCGAAACCACAUCCUACACUUACUGGACUGGUACUACAGCCAACACCUUGUCUACCAUCACCACCACUUUCACUGGUUCCGAUGGUAAUGAGACUACCGAAACCAUUUACAUUGUUGAAACUCCAAGUACUGGUUUCGAAACCACAUCCUACACUUACUGGACUGGUACUACAGCCAACACCUUGUCUACCAUCACCACCACUUUCACUGGUUCCGAUGGUAAUGAGACUACCGAAACCAUUUACAUUGUUGAAACUCCAAGUACUGGUUUCGAAACCACAUCCUACACUUACUGGACUGGUACUACAGCCAACACCUUGUCUACCAUCACCACCACUUUCACUGGUUCCGAUGGUAACGAGACUACUGAAACUAUCUACAUUGUUGAAACUCCAAGUACUGGUUUCGAAACCACAUCCUACACUUACUGGACUGGUACUACAGCCAACACCUUGUCUACCAUCACCACCACUUUCACUGGUUCCGAUGGUAAUGAGACUACCGAAACCAUCUACAUUGUUGAAACUCCAAGUACUGGUUUCGAAACCACAUCCUACACUUACUGGACUGGUACUACAGCCAACACCUUGUCUACCAUCACCACCACUUUCACUGGUUCCGAUGGUAAUGAGACUACCGAAACCAUCUACAUUGUUGAAACUCCAAGUACUGGUUUCGAAACCACAUCCUACACUUACUGGACUGGUACUACAGCCAACACCUUGUCUACCAUCACCACCACUUUCACUGGUUCCGAUGGUAAUGAGACUACCGAAACCAUUUACAUUGUUGAAACUCCAAGUACUGGUUUCGAAACCACAUCCUACACUUACUGGACUGGUACUACAGCCAACACCUUGUCUACCAUCACCACCACUUUCACUGGUUCCGAUGGUAAUGAGACUACCGAAACCAUUUACAUUGUUGAAACUCCAAGUACUGGUUUCGAAACCACAUCCUACACUUACUGGACUGGUACUACAGCCAACACCUUGUCUACCAUCACCACCACUUUCACUGGUUCCGAUGGUAACGAGACUACUGAAACUAUCUACAUUGUUGAAACUCCAAGUACUGGUUUCGAAACCACAUCCUACACUUACUGGACUGGUACUACAGCCAACACCUUGUCUACCAUCACCACCACUUUCACUGGUUCCGAUGGUAACGAAACUACCGAAACCAUCUACAUUGUUGAAACUCCAAGUACUGGUUUCGAAACCACAUCCUACACUUACUGGACUGGUACUACAGCCAACACCUUGUCUACCAUCACCACCACUUUCACUGGUUCCGAUGGUAAUGAGACUACCGAAACCAUUUACAUUGUUGAAACUCCAAGUACUGGUUUCGAAACCACAUCCUACACUUACUGGACUGGUACUACAGCCAACACCUUGUCUACCAUCACCACCACUUUCACUGGUUCCGAUGGUAACGAAACUACCGAAACCAUCUACAUUGUUGAAACUCCAAGUACUGGUUUCGAAACCACAUCCUACACUUACUGGACUGGUACUACAGCCAACACCUUGUCUACCAUCACCACCACUUUCACUGGUUCCGAUGGUAAUGAGACUACCGAAACCAUCUACAUUGUUGAAACUCCAAGUACUGGUUUCGAAACCACAUCCUACACUUACUGGACUGGUACUACAGCCAACACCUUGUCUACCAUCACCACCACUUUCACUGGUUCCGAUGGUAACGAAACUACCGAAACCAUCUACAUUGUUGAAACUCCAAGUACUGGUUUCGAAACCACAUCCUACACUUACUGGACUGGUACUACAGCCAACACCUUGUCUACCAUCACCACCACUUUCACUGGUUCCGAUGGUAACGAAACUACCGAAACCAUCUACAUUGUUGAAACUCCAAGUACUGGUUUCGAAACCACAUCCUACACUUACUGGACUGGUACUACAGCCAACACCUUGUCUACCAUCACCACCACUUUCACUGGUUCCGAUGGUAACGAAACUACCGAAACCAUCUACAUUGUUGAAACUCCAAGUACUGGUUUCGAAACCACAUCCUACACUUACUGGACUGGUACUACAGCCAACACCUUGUCUACCAUCACCACCACUUUCACUGGUUCCGAUGGCAUUGAGACUACCGAAACCAUCUACAUUGUUGAAACUCCAAGUACUGGUUUCGAAACCACAUCCUACACUUACUGGACUGGUACUACAGCCAACACCUUGUCUACCAUCACCACCACUUUCACUGGUUCCGAUGGUAACGAAACUACCGAAACCAUCUACAUUGUUGAAACUCCAAGUACUGGUUUCGAAACCACAUCCUACACUUACUGGACUGGUACUACAGCCAACACCUUGUCUACCAUCACCACCACUUUCACUGGUUCCGAUGGCAUUGAGACUACCGAAACCAUCUACAUUGUUGAAACUCCAAGUACUGGUUUCGAAACCACAUCCUACACUUACUGGACUGGUACUACAGCCAACACCUUGUCUACCAUCACCACCACUUUCACUGGUUCCGAUGGUAACGAAACUACCGAAACCAUCUACAUUGUUGAAACUCCAAGUACUGGUUUCGAAACCACAUCCUACACUUACUGGACUGGUACUACAGCCAACACCUUGUCUACCAUCACCACCACUUUCACUGGUUCCGAUGGUAAUGAGACUACCGAAACCAUCUACAUUGUUGAAACUCCAAGUACUGGUUUCGAAACCACAUCCUACACUUACUGGACUGGUACUACAGCCAACACCUUGUCUACCAUCACCACCACUUUCACUGGUUCCGAUGGUAACGAAACUACCGAAACCAUCUACAUUGUUGAAACUCCAAGUACUGGUUUCGAAACCACAUCCUACACUUACUGGACUGGUACUACAGCCAACACCUUGUCUACCAUCACCACCACUUUCACUGGUUCCGAUGGUAACGAAACUACCGAAACCAUCUACAUUGUUGAAACUCCAAGUACUGGUUUCGAAACCACAUCCUACACUUACUGGACUGGUACUACAGCCAACACCUUGUCUACCAUCACCACCACUUUCACUGGUUCCGAUGGCAUUGAGACUACCGAAACCAUCUACAUUGUUGAAACUCCAAGUACUGGUUUCGAAACCACAUCCUACACUUACUGGACUGGUACUACAGCCAACACCUUGUCUACCAUCACCACCACUUUCACUGGUUCCGAUGGUAACGAAACUACCGAAACCAUCUACAUUGUUGAAACUCCAAGUACUGGUUUCGAAACCACAUCCUACACUUACUGGACUGGUACUACAGCCAACACCUUGUCUACCAUCACCACCACUUUCACUGGUUCCGAUGGUAACGAAACUACCGAAACCAUCUACAUUGUUGAAACUCCAAGUACUGGUUUCGAAACCACAUCCUACACUUACUGGACUGGUACUACAGCCAACACCUUGUCUACCAUCACCACCACUUUCACUGGUUCCGAUGGUAACGAAACUACCGAAACCAUCUACAUUGUUGAAACUCCAAGUACUGGUUUCGAAACCACAUCCUACACUUACUGGACUGGUACUACAGCCAACACCUUGUCUACCAUCACCACCACUUUCACUGGUUCCGAUGGUAACGAAACUACCGAAACCAUCUACAUUGUUGAAACUCCAAGUACUGGUUUCGAAACCACAUCCUACACUUACUGGACUGGUACUACAGCCAACACCUUGUCUACCAUCACCACCACUUUCACUGGUUCCGAUGGUAAUGAGACUACCGAAACCAUCUACAUUGUUGAAACUCCAAGUACUGGUUUCGAAACCACAUCCUACACUUACUGGACUGGUACUACAGCCAACACCUUGUCUACCAUCACCACCACUUUCACUGGUUCCGAUGGUAAUGAGACUACCGAAACCAUCUACAUUGUUGAAACUCCAAGUACUGGUUUCGAAACCACAUCCUACACUUACUGGACUGGUACUACAGCCAACACCUUGUCUACCAUCACCACCACUUUCACUGGUUCCGAUGGUAACGAAACUACCGAAACCAUCUACAUUGUUGAAACUCCAAGUACUGGUUUCGAAACCACAUCCUACACUUACUGGACUGGUACUACAGCCAACACCUUGUCUACCAUCACCACCACUUUCACUGGUUCCGAUGGUAACGAAACUACCGAAACCAUCUACAUUGUUGAAACUCCAAGUACUGGUUUCGAAACCACAUCCUACACUUACUGGACUGGUACUACAGCCAACACCUUGUCUACCAUCACCACCACUUUCACUGGUUCCGAUGGUAAUGAGACUACCGAAACCAUCUACAUUGUUGAAACUCCAAGUACUGGUUUCGAAACCACAUCCUACACUUACUGGACUGGUACUACAGCCAACACCUUGUCUACCAUCACCACCACUUUCACUGGUUCCGAUGGUAACGAAACUACCGAAACCAUCUACAUUGUUGAAACUCCAUCUUUAAAUAUCACAAGUUCUACCACUGACGAAUUCUCGUUACCACCUCCAAUCACUACUACAGUUUCUAGCGGUAGCACCACUGAAACCGACGUGAUCUCCUACUUCCCAUCCACCGACUCUGACGGCCACAUUGUAACUGGUACCACCACUUACACUUUGACUGAAUCUCACAGUUCUACCACUGACGAAUUCUCGUUACCACCUCCAAUCACUACUACAGUUUCUAGCGGUAGCACCACUGAAACCGACGUGAUCUCCUACUUCCCAUCCACCGACUCUGACGGCCACAUUGUAACUGGUACCACCACAUACACUUUGACUGAAUCUCACAGUUCUACCACCGAUGAAUUCUCAUUACCACCUCCAAUCACUACUACAGUUUCUAGCGGUAGCACCACUGAAACCGACGUGAUCUCCUACUUCCCAUCCACCGACUCUGACGGCCACAUUGUAACUGGUACCACCACUUACACUUUGACUGAAUCUCACAGUUCUACCACUGACGAAUUCUCGUUACCACCUCCAAUCACUACUACAGUUUCUAGCGGUAGCACCACUGAAACCGACGUGAUCUCCUACUUCCCAUCCACCGACUCUGACGGCCACAUUGUAACUGGUACCACCACUUACACUUUGACUGAAUCUCACAGUUCUACCACCGAUGAAUUCUCGUUACCACCUCCAAUCACUACUACAGUUUCUAGCGGUAGCACCACUGAAACUGACGUGAUCUCCUACUUCCCAUCCACCGACUCUGACGGCCACAUUGUAACUGGUACCACCACUUACACUUUGACUGAAUCUCACAGUUCUACCACUGACGAAUUCUCGUUACCACCUCCAAUCACUACUACAGUUUCUAGCGGUAGCACCACUGAAACCGACGUGAUCUCCUACUUCCCAUCCACCGACUCUGACGGCCACAUUGUAACUGGUACCACCACUUACACUUUGACUGAAUCUCACAGUUCUACCACUGACGAAUUCUCGUUACCACCUCCAAUCACUACUACAGUUUCUAGCGGUAGCACCACUGAAACCGACGUGAUCUCCUACUUCCCAUCCACUGACUCUGACGGCCACAUUGUAACUGGUACCACCACUUACACUUUGACUGAAUCUCACAGUUCUACCACCGAUGAAUUCUCAUUACCACCUCCAAUCACUACUACAGUUUCUAGCGGUAGCACCACUGAAACUGACGUGAUCUCCUACUUCCCAUCCACCGACUCUGACGGCCACAUUGUAACUGGUACCACCACUUACACUUUGACUGAAUCUCACAGUUCUACCACUGACGAAUUCUCGUUACCACCUCCAAUCACUACUACAGUUUCUAGCGGUAGCACCACUGAAACCGACGUGAUCUCCUACUUCCCAUCCACUGACUCUGACGGCCACAUUGUAACUGGUACCACCACUUACACUUUGACUGAAUCUCACAGUUCUACCACCGAUGAAUUCUCAUUACCACCUCCAAUCACUACUACAGUUUCUAGCGGUAGCACCACUGAAACCGACGUGAUCUCCUACUUCCCAUCCACCGACUCUGACGGCCACAUUGUAACUGGUACCACCACUUACACUUUGACUGAAUCUCACAGUUCUACCACUGACGAAUUCUCGUUACCACCUCCAAUCACUACUACAGUGUCUAGCGGUAGCACCACUGAAACCGACGUGAUCUCCUACUUCCCAUCCACCGACUCUGACGGCCACAUUGUAACUGGUACCACCACUUACACUUUGACUGAAUCUCACAGUUCUACCACCGAUGAAUUCUCGUUACCACCUCCAAUCACUACUACAGUUUCUAGCGGUAGCACCACUGAAACCGACGUGAUCUCCUACUUCCCAUCCACCGACUCUGACGGCCACAUUGUAACUGGUACCACCACUUACACUUUGACUGAAUCUCACAGUUCUACCACUGACGAAUUCUCGUUACCACCUCCAAUCACUACUACAGUUUCUAGCGGUAGCACCACUGAAACCGACGUGAUCUCCUACUUCCCAUCCACCGACUCUGACGGCCACAUUGUAACUGGUACCACCACUUACACUUUGACUGAAUCUCACAGUUCUACCACUGACGAAUUCUCGUUACCACCUCCAAUCACUACUACAGUUUCUAGCGGUAGCACCACUGAAACCGACGUGAUCUCCUACUUCCCAUCCACCGACUCUGACGGCCACAUUGUAACUGGUACCACCACUUACACUUUGACUGAAUCUCACAGUUCUACCACCGAUGAAUUCUCGUUACCACCUCCAAUCACUACUACAGUUUCUAGCGGUAGCACCACUGAAACCGACGUGAUCUCCUACUUCCCAUCCACCGACUCUGACGGCCACAUUGUAACUGGUACCACCACUUACACUUUGACUGAAUCUCACAGUUCUACCACUGACGAAUUCUCGUUACCACCUCCAAUCACUACUACAGUUUCUAGCGGUAGCACCACUGAAACCGACGUGAUCUCCUACUUCCCAUCCACUGACUCUGACGGCCACAUUGUAACUGGUACCACCACUUACACUUUGACUGAAUCUCACAGUUCUACCACCGAUGAAUUCUCGUUACCACCUCCAAUCACUACUACAGUUUCUAGCGGUAGCACCACUGAAACCGACGUGAUCUCCUACUUCCCAUCCACCGACUCUGACGGCCACAUUGUAACUGGUACCACCACAUACACUUUGACUGAAUCUCACAGUUCUACCACCGAUGAAUUCUCGUUACCACCUCCAAUCACUACUACAGUUUCUAGCGGUAGCACCACUGAAACCGACGUGAUCUCCUACUUCCCAUCCACCGACUCUGACGGCCACAUUGUAACUGGUACCACCACUUACACUUUGACUGAAUCUCACAGUUCUACCACCGAUGAAUUCUCGUUACCACCUCCAAUCACUACUACAGUUUCUAGCGGUAGCACCACUGAAACCGACGUGAUCUCCUACUUCCCAUCCACUGACUCUGACGGCCACAUUGUAACUGGUACCACCACUUACACUUUGACUGAAUCUCACAGUUCUACCACUGACGAAUUCUCGUUACCACCUCCAAUCACUACUACAGUUUCUAGCGGUAGCACCACUGAAACCGACGUGAUCUCCUACUUCCCAUCCACUGACUCUGACGGCCACAUUGUAACUGGUACCACCACUUACACUUUGACUGAAUCUCACAGUUCUACCACCGAUGAAUUCUCAUUACCACCUCCAAUCACUACUACAGUUUCUAGCGGUAGCACCACUGAAACCGACGUGAUCUCCUACUUCCCAUCCACUGACUCUGACGGCCACAUUGUAACUGGUACCACCACUUACACUUUGACUGAAUCUCACAGUUCUACCACCGAUGAAUUCUCGUUACCACCUCCAAUCACUACUACAGUUUCUAGCGGUAGCACCACUGAAACCGACGUGAUCUCCUACUUCCCAUCCACCGACUCUGACGGCCACAUUGUAACUGGUACCACCACUUACACUUUGACUGAAUCUCACAGUUCUACCACUGACGAAUUCUCGUUACCACCUCCAAUCACUACUACAGUUUCUAGCGGUAGCACCACUGAAACCGACGUGAUCUCCUACUUCCCAUCCACUGACUCUGACGGCCACAUUGUAACUGGUACCACCACUUACACUUUGACUGAAUCUCACAGUUCUACCACUGACGAAUUCUCGUUACCACCUCCAAUCACUACUACAGUUUCUAGCGGUAGCACCACUGAAACUGACGUGAUCUCCUACUUCCCAUCCACCGACUCUGACGGCCACAUUGUAACUGGUACCACCACUUACACUUUGACUGAAUCUCACAGUUCUACCACCGAUGAAUUCUCAUUACCACCUCCAAUCACUACUACAGUUUCUAGCGGUAGCACCACUGAAACCGACGUGAUCUCCUACUUCCCAUCCACCGACUCUGACGGCCACAUUGUAACUGGUACCACCACUUACACUUUGACUGAAUCUCACAGUUCUACCACUGACGAAUUCUCGUUACCACCUCCAAUCACUACUACAGUUUCUAGCGGUAGCACCACUGAAACCGACGUGAUCUCCUACUUCCCAUCCACCGACUCUGACGGCCACAUUGUAACUGGUACCACCACUUACACUUUGACUGAAUCUCACAGUUCUACCACUGACGAAUUCUCGUUACCACCUCCAAUCACUACUACAGUUUCUAGCGGUAGCACCACUGAAACCGACGUGAUCUCCUACUUCCCAUCCACCGACUCUGACGGCCACAUUGUAACUGGUACCACCACUUACACUUUGACUGAAUCUCACAGUUCUACCACCGAUGAAUUCUCAUUACCACCUCCAAUCACUACUACAGUUUCUAGCGGUAGCACCACUGAAACCGACGUGAUCUCCUACUUCCCAUCCACCGACUCUGACGGCCACAUUGUAACUGGUACCACCACUUACACUUUGACUGAAUCUCACAGUUCUACCACCGAUGAAUUCUCGUUACCACCUCCAAUCACUACUACAGUUUCUAGCGGUAGCACCACUGAAACCGACGUGAUCUCCUACUUCCCAUCCACUGACUCUGACGGCCACAUUGUAACUGGUACCACCACUUACACUUUGACUGAAUCUCACAGUUCUACCACCGAUGAAUUCUCGUUACCACCUCCAAUCACUACUACAGUUUCUAGCGGUAGCACCACUGAAACCGACGUGAUCUCCUACUUCCCAUCCACCGACUCUGACGGCCACAUUGUAACUGGUACCACCACUUACACUUUGACUGAAUCUCACAGUUCUACCACUGACGAAUUCUCGUUACCACCUCCAAUCACUACUACAGUUUCUAGCGGUAGCACCACUGAAACCGACGUGAUCUCCUACUUCCCAUCCACCGACUCUGACGGCCACAUUGUAACUGGUACCACCACUUACACUUUGACUGAAUCUCACAGUUCUACCACCGAUGAAUUCUCGUUACCACCUCCAAUCACUACUACAGUUUCUAGCGGUAGCACCACUGAAACCGACGUGAUCUCCUACUUCCCAUCCACCGACUCUGACGGCCACAUUGUAACUGGUACCACCACUUACACUUUGACUGAAUCUCACAGUUCUACCACUGACGAAUUCUCGUUACCACCUCCAAUCACUACUACAGUUUCUAGCGGUAGCACCACUGAAACCGACGUGAUCUCCUACUUCCCAUCCACUGACUCUGACGGCCACAUUGUAACUGGUACCACCACUUACACUUUGACUGAAUCAUUGUUUAUAUCAUUGAGUUCCGUUACAUCAGCUGUUGAUAUUGUUUCUGACUGUUCUAGUUUUAUUAGUAUAUCAAGUCAUACAUAUGGUGUUAAUUCCGAUAAAGAUCCAACAAUAAAAUUUUCUUCUAGUGUAGAUUCAACUAAUCAAAUUUAUAGUUCUACCACUGACGAAUUCUCGUUACCACCUCCAAUCACUACUACAGUUUCUAGCGGUAGCACCACUGAAACCGACGUGAUCUCCUACUUCCCAUCCACUGACUCUGACGGCCACAUUGUAACUGGUACCACCACUUACACUUUGACUGAAUCUCACAGUUCUACCACCGAUGAAUUCUCGUUACCACCUCCAAUCACUACUACAGUUUCUAGCGGUAGCACCACUGAAACCGACGUGAUCUCCUACUUCCCAUCCACCGACUCUGACGGCCACAUUGUAACUGGUACCACCACUUACACUUUGACUGAAUCUCACAGUUCUACCACCGAUGAAUUCUCGUUACCACCUCCAAUCACUACUACAGUUUCUAGCGGUAGCACCACUGAAACCGACGUGAUCUCCUACUUCCCAUCCACCGACUCUGACGGCCACAUUGUAACUGGUACCACCACUUACACUUUGACUGAAUCUCACAGUUCUACCACCGAUGAAUUCUCAUUACCACCUCCAAUCACUACUACAGUUUCUAGCGGUAGCACCACUGAAACCGACGUGAUCUCCUACUUCCCAUCCACUGACUCUGACGGCCACAUUGUAACUGGUACCACCACUUACACUUUGACUGAAUCUCACAGUUCUACCACUGACGAAUUCUCGUUACCACCUCCAAUCACUACUACAGUUUCUAGCGGUAGCACCACUGAAACCGACGUGAUCUCCUACUUCCCAUCCACCGACUCUGACGGCCACAUUGUAACUGGUACCACCACUUACACUUUGACUGAAUCUCACAGUUCUACCACCGAUGAAUUCUCGUUACCACCUCCAAUCACUACUACAGUUUCUAGCGGUAGCACCACUGAAACCGACGUGAUCUCCUACUUCCCAUCUACCGACUCUGACGGCCACAUUGUAACUGGUACCACCACAUACACUUUGACUGAAUCUCACAGUUCUACCACCGAUGAAUUCUCGUUACCACCUCCAAUCACUACUACAGUUUCUAGCGGUAGCACCACUGAAACCGACGUGAUCUCCUACUUCCCAUCCACCGACUCUGACGGCCACAUUGUAACUGGUACCACCACUUACACUUUGACUGAAUCUCACAGUUCUACCACCGAUGAAUUCUCGUUACCACCUCCAAUCACUACUACAGUUUCUAGCGGUAGCACCACUGAAACCGACGUGAUCUCCUACUUCCCAUCCACCGACUCUGACGGCCACAUUGUAACUGGUACCACCACUUACACUUUGACUGAAUCUCACAGUUCUACCACUGACGAAUUCUCGUUACCACCUCCAAUCACUACUACAGUUUCUAGCGGUAGCACCACUGAAACCGACGUGAUCUCCUACUUCCCAUCCACCGACUCUGACGGCCACAUUGUAACUGGUACCACCACUUACACUUUGACUGAAUCUCACAGUUCUACCACCGAUGAAUUCUCAUUACCACCUCCAAUCACUACUACAGUUUCUAGCGGUAGCACCACUGAAACCGACGUGAUCUCCUACUUCCCAUCCACCGACUCUGACGGCCACAUUGUAACUGGUACCACCACUUACACUUUGACUGAAUCUCACAGUUCUACCACCGAUGAAUUCUCGUUACCACCUCCAAUCACUACUACAGUUUCUAGCGGUAGCACCACUGAAACCGACGUGAUCUCCUACUUCCCAUCCACCGACUCUGACGGCCACAUUGUAACUGGUACCACCACUUACACUUUGACUGAAUCUCACAGUUCUACCACUGACGAAUUCUCGUUACCACCUCCAAUCACUACUACAGUUUCUAGCGGUAGCACCACUGAAACCGACGUGAUCUCCUACUUCCCAUCCACUGACUCUGACGGCCACAUUGUAACUGGUACCACCACUUACACUUUGACUGAAUCUCACAGUUCUACCACCGAUGAAUUCUCGUUACCACCUCCAAUCACUACUACAGUUUCUAGCGGUAGCACCACUGAAACCGACGUGAUCUCCUACUUCCCAUCCACUGACUCUGACGGCCACAUUGUAACUGGUACCACCACUUACACUUUGACUGAAUCUCACAGUUCUACCACCGAUGAAUUCUCGUUACCACCUCCAAUCACUACUACAGUUUCUAGCGGUAGCACCACUGAAACCGACGUGAUCUCCUACUUCCCAUCCACCGACUCUGACGGCCACAUUGUAACUGGUACCACCACUUACACUUUGACUGAAUCUCACAGUUCUACCACCGAUGAAUUCUCGUUACCACCUCCAAUCACUACUACAGUUUCUAGCGGUAGCACCACUGAAACCGACGUGAUCUCCUACUUCCCAUCCACCGACUCUGACGGCCACAUUGUAACUGGUACCACCACUUACACUUUGACUGAAUCUCACAGUUCUACCACCGAUGAAUUCUCAUUACCACCUCCAAUCACUACUACAGUUUCUAGCGGUAGCACCACUGAAACCGACGUGAUCUCCUACUUCCCAUCCACCGACUCUGACGGCCACAUUGUAACUGGUACCACCACUUACACUUUGACUGAAUCUCACAGUUCUACCACUGACGAAUUCUCGUUACCACCUCCAAUCACUACUACAGUUUCUAGCGGUAGCACCACUGAAACCGACGUGAUCUCCUACUUCCCAUCCACCGACUCUGACGGCCACAUUGUAACUGGUACCACCACUUACACUUUGACUGAAUCUCACAGUUCUACCACCGAUGAAUUCUCGUUACCACCUCCAAUCACUACUACAGUUUCUAGCGGUAGCACCACUGAAACCGACGUGAUCUCCUACUUCCCAUCUACCGACUCUGACGGCCACAUUGUAACUGGUACCACCACAUACACUUUGACUGAAUCUCACAGUUCUACCACCGAUGAAUUCUCGUUACCACCUCCAAUCACUACUACAGUUUCUAGCGGUAGCACCACUGAAACCGACGUGAUCUCCUACUUCCCAUCCACCGACUCUGACGGCCACAUUGUAACUGGUACCACCACUUACACUUUGACUGAAUCUCACAGUUCUACCACCGAUGAAUUCUCGUUACCACCUCCAAUCACUACUACAGUUUCUAGCGGUAGCACCACUGAAACCGACGUGAUCUCCUACUUCCCAUCCACCGACUCUGACGGCCACAUUGUAACUGGUACCACCACUUACACUUUGACUGAAUCUCACAGUUCUACCACUGACGAAUUCUCGUUACCACCUCCAAUCACUACUACAGUUUCUAGCGGUAGCACCACUGAAACCGACGUGAUCUCCUACUUCCCAUCCACCGACUCUGACGGCCACAUUGUAACUGGUACCACCACAUACACUUUGACUGAAUCUCACAGUUCUACCACCGAUGAAUUCUCAUUACCACCUCCAAUCACUACUACAGUUUCUAGCGGUAGCACCACUGAAACCGACGUGAUCUCCUACUUCCCAUCCACUGACUCUGACGGCCACAUUGUAACUGGUACCACCACUUACACUUUGACUGAAUCUCACAGUUCUACCACCGAUGAAUUCUCGUUACCACCUCCAAUCACUACUACAGUUUCUAGCGGUAGCACCACUGAAACCGACGUGAUCUCCUACUUCCCAUCCACCGACUCUGACGGCCACAUUGUAACUGGUACCACCACUUACACUUUGACUGAAUCUCACAGUUCUACCACCGAUGAAUUCUCGUUACCACCUCCAAUCACUACUACAGUUUCUAGCGGUAGCACCACUGAAACCGACGUGAUCUCCUACUUCCCAUCCACCGACUCUGACGGCCACAUUGUAACUGGUACCACCACUUACACUUUGACUGAAUCUCACAGUUCUACCACUGACGAAUUCUCGUUACCACCUCCAAUCACUACUACAGUUUCUAGCGGUAGCACCACUGAAACCGACGUGAUCUCCUACUUCCCAUCCACCGACUCUGACGGCCACAUUGUAACUGGUACCACCACUUACACUUUGACUGAAUCUCACAGUUCUACCACCGAUGAAUUCUCGUUACCACCUCCAAUCACUACUACAGUUUCUAGCGGUAGCACCACUGAAACCGACGUGAUCUCCUACUUCCCAUCCACCGACUCUGACGGCCACAUUGUAACUGGUACCACCACUUACACUUUGACUGAAUCUCACAGUUCUACCACUGACGAAUUCUCGUUACCACCUCCAAUCACUACUACAGUUUCUAGCGGUAGCACCACUGAAACCGACGUGAUCUCCUACUUCCCAUCCACCGACUCUGACGGCCACAUUGUAACUGGUACCACCACUUACACUUUGACUGAAUCUCACAGUUCUACCACCGAUGAAUUCUCAUUACCACCUCCAAUCACUACUACAGUUUCUAGCGGUAGCACCACUGAAACCGACGUGAUCUCCUACUUCCCAUCCACCGACUCUGACGGCCACAUUGUAACUGGUACCACCACUUACACUUUGACUGAAUCUCACAGUUCUACCACUGACGAAUUCUCGUUACCACCUCCAAUCACUACUACAGUUUCUAGCGGUAGCACCACUGAAACCGACGUGAUCUCCUACUUCCCAUCCACUGACUCUGACGGCCACAUUGUAACUGGUACCACCACUUACACUUUGACUGAAUCUCACAGUUCUACCACUGACGAAUUCUCGUUACCACCUCCAAUCACUACUACAGUUUCUAGCGGUAGCACCACUGAAACCGACGUGAUCUCCUACUUCCCAUCCACUGACUCUGACGGCCACAUUGUAACUGGUACCACCACUUACACUUUGACUGAAUCUCACAGUUCUACCACCGAUGAAUUCUCAUUACCACCUCCAAUCACUACUACAGUUUCUAGCGGUAGCACCACUGAAACCGACGUGAUCUCCUACUUCCCAUCCACCGACUCUGACGGCCACAUUGUAACUGGUACCACCACUUACACUUUGACUGAAUCUCACAGUUCUACCACCGAUGAAUUCUCAUUACCACCUCCAAUCACUACUACAGUUUCUAGCGGUAGCACCACUGAAACUGACGUGAUCUCCUACUUCCCAUCCACCGACUCUGACGGCCACAUUGUAACUGGUACCACCACUUACACUUUGACUGAAUCUCACAGUUCUACCACUGACGAAUUCUCGUUACCACCUCCAAUCACUACUACAGUUUCUAGCGGUAGCACCACUGAAACCGACGUGAUCUCCUACUUCCCAUCCACCGACUCUGACGGCCACAUUGUAACUGGUACCACCACUUACACUUUGACUGAAUCUCACAGUUCUACCACCGAUGAAUUCUCAUUACCACCUCCAAUCACUACUACAGUUUCUAGCGGUAGCACCACUGAAACCGACGUGAUCUCCUACUUCCCAUCCACUGACUCUGACGGCCACAUUGUAACUGGUACCACCACUUACACUUUGACUGAAUCUCACAGUUCUACCACCGAUGAAUUCUCAUUACCACCUCCAAUCACUACUACAGUUUCUAGCGGUAGCACCACUGAAACUGACGUGAUCUCCUACUUCCCAUCCACCGACUCUGACGGCCACAUUGUAACUGGUACCACCACUUACACUUUGACUGAAUCUCACAGUUCUACCACUGACGAAUUCUCGUUACCACCUCCAAUCACUACUACAGUUUCUAGCGGUAGCACCACUGAAACCGACGUGAUCUCCUACUUCCCAUCCACUGACUCUGACGGCCACAUUGUAACUGGUACCACCACAUACACUUUGACUGAAUCUCACAGUUCUACCACCGAUGAAUUCUCGUUACCACCUCCAAUCACUACUACAGUUUCUAGCGGUAGCACCACUGAAACCGACGUGAUCUCCUACUUCCCAUCCACCGACUCUGACGGCCACAUUGUAACUGGUACCACCACUUACACUUUGACUGAAUCUCACAGUUCUACCACCGAUGAAUUCUCGUUACCACCUCCAAUCACUACUACAGUUUCUAGCGGUAGCACCACUGAAACCGACGUGAUCUCCUACUUCCCAUCCACCGACUCUGACGGCCACAUUGUAACUGGUACCACCACAUACACUUUGACUGAAUCUCACAGUUCUACCACCGAUGAAUUCUCGUUACCACCUCCAAUCACUACUACAGUUUCUAGCGGUAGCACCACUGAAACCGACGUGAUCUCCUACUUCCCAUCCACCGACUCUGACGGCCACAUUGUAACUGGUACCACCACUUACACUUUGACUGAAUCUCACAGUUCUACCACCGAUGAAUUCUCAUUACCACCUCCAAUCACUACUACAGUUUCUAGCGGUAGCACCACUGAAACCGACGUGAUCUCCUACUUCCCAUCCACCGACUCUGACGGCCACAUUGUAACUGGUACCACCACUUACACUUUGACUGAAUCUCACAGUUCUACCACUGACGAAUUCUCGUUACCACCUCCAAUCACUACUACAGUUUCUAGCGGUAGCACCACUGAAACCGACGUGAUCUCCUACUUCCCAUCCACUGACUCUGACGGCCACAUUGUAACUGGUACCACCACUUACACUUUGACUGAAUCUCACAGUUCUACCACCGAUGAAUUCUCGUUACCACCUCCAAUCACUACUACAGUUUCUAGCGGUAGCACCACUGAAACCGACGUGAUCUCCUACUUCCCAUCCACCGACUCUGACGGCCACAUUGUAACUGGUACCACCACUUACACUUUGACUGAAUCUCACAGUUCUACCACCGAUGAAUUCUCAUUACCACCUCCAAUCACUACUACAGUUUCUAGCGGUAGCACCACUGAAACCGACGUGAUCUCCUACUUCCCAUCCACCGACUCUGACGGCCACAUUGUAACUGGUACCACCACUUACACUUUGACUGAAUCUCACAGUUCUACCACUGACGAAUUCUCGUUACCACCUCCAAUCACUACUACAGUUUCUAGCGGUAGCACCACUGAAACCGACGUGAUCUCCUACUUCCCAUCCACUGACUCUGACGGCCACAUUGUAACUGGUACCACCACUUACACUUUGACUGAAUCUCACAGUUCUACCACCGAUGAAUUCUCGUUACCACCUCCAAUCACUACUACAGUUUCUAGCGGUAGCACCACUGAAACCGACGUGAUCUCCUACUUCCCAUCCACCGACUCUGACGGCCACAUUGUAACUGGUACCACCACUUACACUUUGACUGAAUCUCACAGUUCUACCACCGAUGAAUUCUCGUUACCACCUCCAAUCACUACUACAGUUUCUAGCGGUAGCACCACUGAAACCGACGUGAUCUCCUACUUCCCAUCCACCGACUCUGACGGCCACAUUGUAACUGGUACCACCACUUACACUUUGACUGAAUCUCACAGUUCUACCACCGAUGAAUUCUCAUUACCACCUCCAAUCACUACUACAGUUUCUAGCGGUAGCACCACUGAAACCGACGUGAUCUCCUACUUCCCAUCCACUGACUCUGACGGCCACAUUGUAACUGGUACCACCACUUACACUUUGACUGAAUCUCACAGUUCUACCACUGACGAAUUCUCGUUACCACCUCCAAUCACUACUACAGUUUCUAGCGGUAGCACCACUGAAACCGACGUGAUCUCCUACUUCCCAUCCACCGACUCUGACGGCCACAUUGUAACUGGUACCACCACUUACACUUUGACUGAAUCUCACAGUUCUACCACCGAUGAAUUCUCAUUACCACCUCCAAUCACUACUACAGUUUCUAGCGGUAGCACCACUGAAACCGACGUGAUCUCCUACUUCCCAUCCACCGACUCUGACGGCCACAUUGUAACUGGUACCACCACAUACACUUUGACUGAAUCUCACAGUUCUACCACCGAUGAAUUCUCGUUACCACCUCCAAUCACUACUACAGUUUCUAGCGGUAGCACCACUGAAACCGACGUGAUCUCCUACUUCCCAUCCACCGACUCUGACGGCCACAUUGUAACUGGUACCACCACUUACACUUUGACUGAAUCUCACAGUUCUACCACCGAUGAAUUCUCAUUACCACCUCCAAUCACUACUACAGUUUCUAGCGGUAGCACCACUGAAACCGACGUGAUCUCCUACUUCCCAUCCACUGACUCUGACGGCCACAUUGUAACUGGUACCACCACUUACACUUUGACUGAAUCUCACAGUUCUACCACUGACGAAUUCUCGUUACCACCUCCAAUCACUACUACAGUUUCUAGCGGUAGCACCACUGAAACCGACGUGAUCUCCUACUUCCCAUCCACUGACUCUGACGGCCACAUUGUAACUGGUACCACCACUUACACUUUGACUGAAUCUCACAGUUCUACCACCGAUGAAUUCUCGUUACCACCUCCAAUCACUACUACAGUUUCUAGCGGUAGCACCACUGAAACCGACGUGAUCUCCUACUUCCCAUCCACCGACUCUGACGGCCACAUUGUAACUGGUACCACCACUUACACUUUGACUGAAUCUCACAGUUCUACCACCGAUGAAUUCUCGUUACCACCUCCAAUCACUACUACAGUUUCUAGCGGUAGCACCACUGAAACUGACGUGAUCUCCUACUUCCCAUCCACCGACUCUGACGGCCACAUUGUAACUGGUACCACCACUUACACUUUGACUGAAUCUCACAGUUCUACCACUGACGAAUUCUCGUUACCACCUCCAAUCACUACUACAGUUUCUAGCGGUAGCACCACUGAAACCGACGUGAUCUCCUACUUCCCAUCCACUGACUCUGACGGCCACAUUGUAACUGGUACCACCACUUACACUUUGACUGAAUCUCACAGUUCUACCACCGAUGAAUUCUCAUUACCACCUCCAAUCACUACUACAGUUUCUAGCGGUAGCACCACUGAAACUGACGUGAUCUCCUACUUCCCAUCCACCGACUCUGACGGCCACAUUGUAACUGGUACCACCACUUACACUUUGACUGAAUCUCACAGUUCUACCACUGACGAAUUCUCGUUACCACCUCCAAUCACUACUACAGUUUCUAGCGGUAGCACCACUGAAACCGACGUGAUCUCCUACUUCCCAUCCACCGACUCUGACGGCCACAUUGUAACUGGUACCACCACUUACACUUUGACUGAAUCUCACAGUUCUACCACCGAUGAAUUCUCAUUACCACCUCCAAUCACUACUACAGUUUCUAGCGGUAGCACCACUGAAACCGACGUGAUCUCCUACUUCCCAUCCACUGACUCUGACGGCCACAUUGUAACUGGUACCACCACUUACACUUUGACUGAAUCUCACAGUUCUACCACCGAUGAAUUCUCAUUACCACCUCCAAUCACUACUACAGUUUCUAGCGGUAGCACCACUGAAACCGACGUGAUCUCCUACUUCCCAUCCACCGACUCUGACGGCCACAUUGUAACUGGUACCACCACUUACACUUUGACUGAAUCUCACAGUUCUACCACUGACGAAUUCUCGUUACCACCUCCAAUCACUACUACAGUUUCUAGCGGUAGCACCACUGAAACCGACGUGAUCUCCUACUUCCCAUCCACUGACUCUGACGGCCACAUUGUAACUGGUACCACCACUUACACUUUGACUGAAUCUCACAGUUCUACCACCGAUGAAUUCUCAUUACCACCUCCAAUCACUACUACAGUUUCUAGCGGUAGCACCACUGAAACCGACGUGAUCUCCUACUUCCCAUCCACUGACUCUGACGGCCACAUUGUAACUGGUACCACCACUUACACUUUGACUGAAUCUCACAGUUCUACCACCGAUGAAUUCUCAUUACCACCUCCAAUCACUACUACAGUUUCUAGCGGUAGCACCACUGAAACCGACGUGAUCUCCUACUUCCCAUCCACCGACUCUGACGGCCACAUUGUAACUGGUACCACCACUUACACUUUGACUGAAUCUCACAGUUCUACCACUGACGAAUUCUCGUUACCACCUCCAAUCACUACUACAGUGUCUAGCGGUAGCACCACUGAAACCGACGUGAUCUCCUACUUCCCAUCCACCGACUCUGACGGCCACAUUGUAACUGGUACCACCACUUACACUUUGACUGAAUCUCACAGUUCUACCACCGAUGAAUUCUCGUUACCACCUCCAAUCACUACUACAGUUUCUAGCGGUAGCACCACUGAAACCGACGUGAUCUCCUACUUCCCAUCCACCGACUCUGACGGCCACAUUGUAACUGGUACCACCACUUACACUUUGACUGAAUCUCACAGUUCUACCACCGAUGAAUUCUCAUUACCACCUCCAAUCACUACUACAGUUUCUAGCGGUAGCACCACUGAAACCGACGUGAUCUCCUACUUCCCAUCCACUGACUCUGACGGCCACAUUGUAACUGGUACCACCACUUACACUUUGACUGAAUCUCACAGUUCUACCACCGAUGAAUUCUCAUUACCACCUCCAAUCACUACUACAGUUUCUAGCGGUAGCACCACUGAAACUGACGUGAUCUCCUACUUCCCAUCCACCGACUCUGACGGCCACAUUGUAACUGGUACCACCACUUACACUUUGACUGAAUCUCACAGUUCUACCACCGAUGAAUUCUCGUUACCACCUCCAAUCACUACUACAGUUUCUAGCGGUAGCACCACUGAAACCGACGUGAUCUCCUACUUCCCAUCCACCGACUCUGACGGCCACAUUGUAACUGGUACCACCACUUACACUUUGACUGAAUCUCACAGUUCUACCACUGACGAAUUCUCGUUACCACCUCCAAUCACUACUACAGUUUCUAGCGGUAGCACCACUGAAACCGACGUGAUCUCCUACUUCCCAUCCACCGACUCUGACGGCCACAUUGUAACUGGUACCACCACUUACACUUUGACUGAAUCUCACAGUUCUACCACCGAUGAAUUCUCAUUACCACCUCCAAUCACUACUACAGUUUCUAGCGGUAGCACCACUGAAACUGACGUGAUCUCCUACUUCCCAUCCACCGACUCUGACGGCCACAUUGUAACUGGUACCACCACUUACACUUUGACUGAAUCUCACAGUUCUACCACUGACGAAUUCUCGUUACCACCUCCAAUCACUACUACAGUUUCUAGCGGUAGCACCACUGAAACCGACGUGAUCUCCUACUUCCCAUCCACUGACUCUGACGGCCACAUUGUAACUGGUACCACCACUUACACUUUGACUGAAUCUCACAGUUCUACCACCGAUGAAUUCUCAUUACCACCUCCAAUCACUACUACAGUUUCUAGCGGUAGCACCACUGAAACCGACGUGAUCUCCUACUUCCCAUCCACCGACUCUGACGGCCACAUUGUAACUGGUACCACCACUUACACUUUGACUGAAUCUCACAGUUCUACCACCGAUGAAUUCUCGUUACCACCUCCAAUCACUACUACAGUGUCUAGCGGUAGCACCACUGAAACCGACGUGAUCUCCUACUUCCCAUCCACUGACUCUGACGGCCACAUUGUAACUGGUACCACCACUUACACUUUGACUGAAUCUUACAGUUCUAGUACUUUUGAUGAUGUUUCGGAUAUAGGAUCUGUGUUUUCGUCUUUGAUAUCUUCUAAUACUGAGGUUUUCACUGUUAGUAGUUUUGACGUUGUUUCAUCAAGUAUUGUUUACCCAUCUUUGCCUUUCUAUGGAAAUAGUUCAUUUAUUAGUACUAUUGUAACAAGUGGAUUUGAAAUUGAAUCUAGUUGUUUGACUUGUAAUGAGCUUACUUCGACAGAUGAUGUCUUAUCUGUUUGCUUAACCUGUAUUGACCAUUCCUCGUCUAUUGAUAUUUCUCAGCAGAAUACUGGCGAAGGUUUUACAACAGUUAGUAAAUCAGACGGUAAUACAGUUACUAUAAUUACAACCGUUUCUUCUGAAACAUCUCUACAGACAACACCUGUUGCUACCAGUUCUGAAACCUCAGUAAUUACAGUUACUGAUUCCGAAGGUAACAUUGUCACUAUAACUACAACUGUUCCAUGUGAAACAUCUCAACACACAACACCUGUUGCUACCAGUUCUGAAACCUCAGUAAUUACAGUUACUGAUUCCGAAGGUAACAUUGUCACUAUAACUACAACUGUUCCAUGUGAAACAUCUCAACACACAACACCUGUUGCUACCAGUUCUGAAACCUCAGUAAUUACAGUUACUGAUUCCGAAGGUAACAUUGUCACUAUAACUACAACUGUUCCAUGUGAAACAUCUCAACACACAACACCUGUUGCUACCAGUUCUGAAACCUCAGUAAUUACAGUUACUGAUUCCGAAGGUAACAUUGUCACUAUAACUACAACUGUUCCAUGUGAAACAUCUCAACACACAACACCUGUUGCUACCAGUUCUGAAACCUCAGUAAUUACAGUUACUGAUUCCGAAGGUAACAUUGUCACUAUAACUACAACUGUUCCAUGUGAAACAUCUCAACACACAACACCUGUUGCUACCAGUUCUGAAACCUCAGUAAUUACAGUUACUGAUUCCGAAGGUAACAUUGUCACUAUAACUACAACUGUUCCAUGUGAAACAUCUCAACACACAACACCUGUUGUUACCAGUACUGAAUUGACUUCAAUUUCGAGUUCAAGAUCGGCUACAAAUAGCUCAGUAAAUUUUGAAAAGUCAAGUUCAGUUAUAGAUGUGGAAUCUCCUAUAUCUUCUACUAAAUCUUCUUCAUCAUCCUUUUCAAAUGAAGUUACUAGAUCAACAAUUUCAUUGACUUCAGAAUUUGAAGGUUCUGCAAAUGUAAGACAUGCAAAUUACGGUCUGUUUACCAUAUUUAGUAUGCUAAUAUUAGCAGUCUUCUGA
This is a messenger RNA of Vanderwaltozyma polyspora DSM 70294, 23976 nucleotides long. RefSeq lists its product as uncharacterized. NCBI's taxonomy places the organism in Eukaryota, Fungi, Ascomycota, Saccharomycetes, Saccharomycetales, Saccharomycetaceae. Gene Ontology annotation, biological process: flocculation. The record is from RefSeq and is a predicted model, not a curated record. The transcript has a single exon. Bases 1 to 23976 code for a protein of 7991 amino acids.